AAACGCCAUUGAUGGAUUCACCGGAGCUAGGGUUUCUCCCCCCAAUUCUCUCCUCUUCUUGAUCGAAGGUUUCUCCUCACAAAUCGGCACGUAUUCUCUCAAUCAACAGAUUUUAAAAAGCGUUGAUUUGGCUUUGAUUUGAUUUGCUUUACCCAGAAAGGGAGGAAAAAAAAGGAAAAAACAGGAACAAUCGAUCAGCCAUGACGGGUAAGGCGAAGCCGAAGAAGCACACGGCAAAAGAGAUCCAGGCGAAGAUCGACGCAGCUACCACCAACAGAGGUGGCGGAAAGGCCGGGCUUGCAGACCGGUCCGGCCAAGAAAAAGGUGGUCACGCGAAGUUCGAGUGCCCACACUGUAAGAUUACAGCGCCUGAUGUUAAAACUAUGCAGAUUCAUCACGAGUCGAAGCAUCCCAAAAUCCCUUAUGAGGAAGACAAGGUUGUAAAUCUCCAUGCUGUUCGUGUUGCUGCUGAGGCGUCUAAGCCCAAACCGGGUGUGAGAGGCAGCUUCAAGAAGUGAAAUAAAUCCGGAUUUCAUGAUGAUGAUGAUGAUUAGGAAAGUAGAUUACUGGGGAAUGAUUAGGAGUUGACCCAGCUCUGAAGGAGGAAUUUCGUAAAUCCAAUCGUCUCUGUGGUCGCCAUGGCUUCACUUAUGUAAGUUCAACUCUUAUAUUCUAUGAUAUUUAUGUUUUUGAGGCUUGCUUAAGUUGUUAAAACAACUAUGUUUUGGGAGAAAAAGUAGUCUUUUGGCAGGACAUCUCAGAUUCCGGGAAAUGAGUUAAAGUCAAAUCAAAGUGUUACUUGGUCGUCGUUCGUUCUAAAAUCUCAAAAGGGUCUGUCGAUUCGGAAUCACGGAAUGAGUAGAUUUAACUGAUCAUUAUAAUCCAUUUUGUUUAAGUUUUUAUAGCUUUACCUUUUUGUGGUAGUUAUAUUUAGCUGCUAAAAGAGCUGAACCUUUUGGUAUAAAUAAGAUAGCUGAAGUUUUCAAUGAUAUGACAGCCCAAGUAUCAUGUUCUUUAUUUGACCAAGUCUUUGAAUAAAGUUGAUGUCUCAUCUCUUCGAGUGCCUUUGAGUUCUUGUUUGGGGUUGGCCUUUUUUUUUUUUUUUUCUUUGAAGAAGCUUUAUGAAUGAGAUCUUUCACAACAAUCUAUCAAUAUCUGUGUAUUUAUAUUUACAUUUUUGUUGUUCUUUUCACUCAGGCUCCAAUCUUACCUUUUCCACCUUGCACUUGGGCUCCAAGGAGCUACUGUCCCACAAUUUUCUUGUAAAGGCAAUAAUCUUUAGUGGUUAAUUUCAAUCCCCUCGGUAUCAGAUUCAACUUAUGAGCUUGGUUUUGAUUCUUGUGGAUUGGAGUCCUUUUUUGUAGUUAGUGUUUGGAUUCUUUUUCAUAUGCACUUGUACGUUCUUUUAUAUUUCUCUAAACUUGGUUUUUGUAUUAAAAGAUCACAUUGAUAUCAAGCAAUGGCAUAUUCUGAUGGUAGAGCUUUAAUAUCAGGUUAGGUUUUUAGUUAGCAACCGGUAAGGUCGAUUAUGCUGGUUUAUUUGGGAGAAAACCUUGUAGUUUUCUCGAACUCGGUGAUGCGUUCAAUUGGGUCGCUGUUUGCGUUCUUAUGUUCUGGGUUCACCUUUUACCUUUGUUGAAGUUUUUAGGUUUUGGCUAUUGAAAGUUGAAGUUGUUUCAAGUUUGGUCACUGUCAUUAUUUGAGCAUUAUUUGUUUGAAGGAUGGAUGUUUGUUGUUUGCUAGGGAUGAUUGAAGUAUUCUGUCAAACUGAACUGUUUUGAAAUCAGUUGAAACGACUUCUCGAUCGGUUGGUUUAUAUGUUUUUUCUGUUGGGUCGGUAGCAAAAUUUUCAGGUCGGUUGGCGAGCAAGCUCAAGGAUGGAUCAAAUGGGACCAAAUGAACGAAA
This is a messenger RNA of Cucurbita moschata (crookneck pumpkin), 1906 nucleotides long. RefSeq lists its product as uncharacterized. The record is from RefSeq and is a predicted model, not a curated record. NCBI's taxonomy places the organism in Eukaryota, Viridiplantae, Streptophyta, Magnoliopsida, Cucurbitales, Cucurbitaceae. The transcript has 2 exons. The coding region runs from base 201 to 518 and encodes 105 amino acids.